AUGGAAACAUUUCUAGGCCUCGGAUUCACCAGAGAUGAGUUCACGAUGAUGGUCAAGCGCCGUCCUUCGUGCAUUGGAUUCUCUGAAGAGACGGUGAAGAAGAAGACUGAGUUUCUUGUGAAGAAGAUGAAUUGGCCACUAAAGUCUGUGGCUUCGCACCCUCCGGUACUUGGAUACAGCAUGGAGAAGAGGAUUGUGCCAAGGUCUAACGUAAUCAAAGCUCUCAAGUCCAACGGUUUGCUCGGAAAAGGAGGAAGUGAACUCCCUUCAGUGUCGAGGGCGUUUGGGAUUAUCGAUGAAGCUUUCUUAAACAAGUACGUUAAGGAUCAUGAUGAUGACAAGGAGCUUGUGGCCGAAUUGAUGGCUAUCUUACCAGCGAUCGUGUCUCAUAGGUUAGCAAUCUUGUUAAAGGGUUCUGUUAGUUAA
Messenger RNA from Microthlaspi erraticum, 426 nucleotides. The record is from the annotation of a GenBank genome assembly. NCBI's taxonomy places the organism in Eukaryota, Viridiplantae, Streptophyta, Magnoliopsida, Brassicales, Brassicaceae.